Molecule: messenger RNA, 3648 nt
Organism: Entelurus aequoreus (snake pipefish)
Lineage: Eukaryota; Metazoa; Chordata; Actinopteri; Syngnathiformes; Syngnathidae
Product: proline-rich protein 36-like
Exons: 1
Coding region: 1-3648 (1215 amino acids)
Source: RefSeq, a predicted model, not a curated record
AUGGCCGUGGUGGAGCUCCCGGCCAACGCCACCAUUGGAGCUCCCGGCCAACGCCACCAUUGGAGCUCCCGGCCAACGCCAUCCUUGGAGCUCCCGGCCAACGCCAUCCUUGGAGCUCCCGGCCAACGCCACCAUUGGAGCUCCCGGCCAACGCCACCAUUGGAGCUCUCGGCCAACGCCACCAUUGGAGCUCCCGGCCAACGCCACCAUUGGAGCUCCCGGCCAACGCCACCAUUGGAGCUCCCGGCCAACGCCACCAUUGGAGCUCCCGGCCAACGCCAUCCUUGGAGCUCCCGGCCAACGCCAUCCUUGGAGCUCCUGGCCAACGCCAUCCUUGGAGCUCCUGCCCAACGCCACCAUUGGAGCUCCCGGCCAACGCCAUCCUUGGAGCUCCUGCCCAACGCCACCAUUGGAGCUCCCGGCCAACGCCACCAUUGGAGCUCCCGGCCAACGCCAUCCUUGGAGCUCCUGCCCAACGCCACCAUUGGAGCUCCCGGCCAACGCCACCAUUGGAGCUCCUGCCCAACGCCACCAUUGGAGCUCCCGGCCAACGCCAUCCUUGGAGCUCCUGCCCAACGCCACCAUUGGAGCUCCCGGCCAACGCCACCAUUGGAGCUCCCGGCCAACGCCACCAUUGGAGCUCCCGGCCAACGCCACCAUUGGAGCUCCCGGCCAACGCCACCAUUGGAGCUCCCGGCCAACGCCAUCCUUGGAGCUCCCGGCCAACGCCAUCCUUGGAGCUCCUGGCCAACGCCAUCCUUGGAGCUCCUGCCCAACGCCACCAUUGGAGCUCCCGGCCAACGCCAUCCUUGGAGCUCCUGCCCAACGCCACCAUUGGAGCUCCCGGCCAACGCCACCAUUGGAGCUCCCGGCCAACGCCAUCCUUGGAGCUCCUGCCCAACGCCACCAUUGGAGCUCCCGCCCAACGCCACCAUUGGAGCUCCCGGCCAACGCCACCAUUGGAGCUCCCGGCCAACGCCAUCCUUGGAGCUCCUGCCCAACGCCACCAUUGGAGCUCCCGGCCAACGCCACCAUUGGAGCUCCCGGCCAACGCCACCAUUGGAGCUCCCAGCCAACGCCAUCCUUGGUGCUCCUGCCCAACGCCACCAUUGGAGCUCCCGGCCAACGCCACCAUUGGAGCUCCCGGCCAACGCCACCAUUGGAGCUCCUGCCCAACGCCACCAUUGGAGCUCCCGGCCAACGCCACCAUUGGAGCUCCCAGCCAACGCCAUCCUUGGAGCUCCUGCCCAACGCCACCAUUGGAGCUCCCGGCCAACGCCACCAUUGGAGCUCCCGGCCAACGCCAUCCUUGGAGCUCCCGGCCAACGCCAUCCUUGGAGCUCCUGGCCAACGCCAUCCUUGGAGCUCCUGCCCAACGCCACCAUUGGAGCUCCCGGCCAACGCCAUCCUUGGAGCUCCUGCCCAACGCCACCAUUGGAGCUCCCGGCCAACGCCACCAUUGGAGCUCCCGGCCAACGCCAUCCUUGGAGCUCCUGCCCAACGCCACCAUUGGAGCUCCCGGCCAACGCCACCAUUGGAGCUCCUGCCCAACGCCACCAUUGGAGCUCCCGGCCAACGCCAUCCUUGGAGCUCCUGCCCAACGCCACCAUUGGAGCUCCCGGCCAACGCCACCAUUGGAGCUCCCGGCCAACGCCACCAUUGGAGCUCCCAGCCAACGCCAUCCUUGGAGCUCCUGCCCAACGCCACCAUUGGAGCUCCCGGCCAACGCCACCAUUGGAGCUCCCGGCCAACGCCACCCUUGGAGCUCCUGCCCAACGCCACCAUUGGAGCUCCCGGCCAACGCCACCAUUGGAGCUCCCAGCCAACGCCAUCCUUGGAGCUCCUGCCCAACGCCACCAUUGGAGCUCCCGGCCAACGCCACCAUUGGAGCUCCUGCCCAACGCCACCAUUGGAGCUCCCGGCCAACGCCACCAUUGGAGCUCCCGGCCAACGCCACCAUUGGAGCUCCUGCCCAACGCCACCAUUGGAGCUCCCGGCCAACGCCACCAUUGGAGCUCCUGCCCAACGCCACCAUUGGAGCUCCCGGCCAACGCCAUCCUUGGAGCUCCUGCCCAACGCCACCAUUGGAGCUCCCGGCCAACGCCACCAUUGGAGCUCCCGGCCAACGCCACCAUUGGAGCUCCCAGCCAACGCCAUCCUUGGUGCUCCUGCCCAACGCCACCAUUGGAGCUCCCGGCCAACGCCACCAUUGGAGCUCCCGGCCAACGCCACCAUUGGAGCUCCUGCCCAACGCCACCAUUGGAGCUCCCGGCCAACGCCACCAUUGGAGCUCCCAGCCAACGCCAUCCUUGGAGCUCCUGCCCAACGCCACCAUUGGAGCUCCCGGCCAACGCCACCAUUGGAGCUCCCGGCCAACGCCAUCCUUGGAGCUCCCGGCCAACGCCUCAUCCUUGGAGCUCCUGGCCAACGCCAUCCUUGGAGCUCCUGCCCAACGCCACCAUUGGAGCUCCCGGCCAACGCCAUCCUUGGAGCUCCUGCCCAACGCCACCAUUGGAGCUCCCGGCCAACGCCACCAUUGGAGCUCCCGGCCAACGCCAUCCUUGGAGCUCCUGCCCAACGCCACCAUUGGAGCUCCCGGCCAACGCCACCAUUGGAGCUCCUGCCCAACGCCACCAUUGGAGCUCACCGGCCAACGCCAUCCUUGGAGCUCCUGCCCAACGCCACCAUUGGAGCUCCCGGCCAACGCCACCAUUGGAGCUCCCGGCCAACGCCACCAUUGGAGCUCCCAGCCAACGCCAUCCUUGGAGCUCCUGCCCAACGCCACCAUUGGAGCUCCCGGCCAACGCCACCAUUGGAGCUCCCGGCCAACGCCACCAUUGGAGCUCCUGCCCAACGCCACCAUUGGAGCUCCCGGCCAACGCCACCAUUGGAGCUCCCAGCCAACGCCAUCCUUGGAGCUCCUGCCCAACGCCACCAUUGGAGCUCCCGGCCAACGCCACCAUUGAGCUCCUGCCCAACGCCACCAUUGGAGCUCCCGGCCAACGCCACCAUUGGAGCUCCCGGCCAAUCGCCACCAUUGAGCUCCUGCCAACGCCACCAUUGGAGCUCCCGGCCAACGCCACCAUUGAGAGCUCCCAGCCAACGCCAUCCUUGAGCUCCUGCCCAACGCCACCAUUGGAGCUCCCGGCCAACGCACCAUUGGAGCUCCCGGCCAACGCCACCAUUGGAGCUCCUGCCCAACGCCACCAUUGGAGCUCCCGGCCAACGCCACCAUUGGAGCUCCUAGCCAACGCCAUCCUUGGAGCUCCUGCCCAACGCCACCAUUGGAGCUCCCGGCCAACGCCACCAUUGGAGCUCCUGCCCAACGCCACCAUUGGAGCUCCCGGCCAACGCCACCAUUGGAGCUCCCGGCCAACGCCACCAUUGGAGCUCCUGCCCAACGCCACCAUUGGAGCUCCCGGCCAACGCCACCAUGGAGCUCCCGGCCAACGCCAUCCUUGGAGCUCCUGCCCAAACGCCACCAUUGGAGCUCCCGGCACGCCACCAUUGGAGCUCCUGCCAACGCCACCAUUGGAGCUCCUGCCCAACGCCACCAUUGGAGCUCCCGGCCAACGCCACCAUUGGAGCUCCGCCAACCCACCAUUGGAGCCCUGGCUAAAUGGAGCCAUUUGUUGGAGGACAUCAUAG